Molecule: messenger RNA, 1065 nt
Organism: Amyelois transitella
Lineage: Eukaryota; Metazoa; Arthropoda; Insecta; Lepidoptera; Pyralidae
Exons: 1
Coding region: 62-1042 (326 amino acids)
Source: RefSeq, a predicted model, not a curated record
AAGCGUUAUCACGUUUUAUUAGAAAUGAUCUACUUUUUUCAUUCAUACUAAUGAAGCUAAAAUGACAGAAAGUGUAAAUAAUUCCAGUGAUAUAAGUGGCGUUGACUUUAUGACAGAGACAACAUUAACCCCAUCAAUGGAUUUAAAUCAAGAGGAAUUCACUUCAACGAUGCUGCCGGCGGAACAAAUUUUGAUCACAGAAAGUGUUCGUAACACGACUGACGUUAAGUCAUUUCACAAUGAAGUUCCAGAUACUUUGUCAGUGUUCGAAGCUUUUAUUAUGAUUGAAAUAAUAAUGACAGCUAUAGAAUUAUGUAUAUGGACAGUGGCAGCUCUCAAGAUUCAGCGGUGGAGGAAAAACUACAGGAACCAAAUGUUAAUGCAGUUGAGUGUGGUGCGGUUUUUAAAAAGACUGAUAUUUUUGCUAGUUUAUCUAAGAGAUUGCAGCGUUAUCACAACAUCCGUACCAGUUAACACAAUACUCAUAAGUAGUCAGUUUUAUAUUGAUUUUGUUAUUGUCUUUCUAGUGUUAUUUUUUGUGAAGCACAUGUAUGAUAGUUUAAUAGUAGUGAUAGUAAGAAUAAGCCAAAAUAAUCUCAUAAAGAAACUAGCGGUAGCUUGGCUUUUACCUCUGCCAAUAACUAUGGCAUGUACGUCAAUAAUCUCAUUCAAUGUACUCAAUGAAUGGACGGUAUCUUUACUAAUUUGCUCUUUAAUAAGAUGGCCGCUUAUAUUAAUAAGCACAAUCCUUUAUUUAACUAUACUGUUCAGAGUACUCAAAGAGAAAAUAAGAAAGUUUGCAAGAAGUCUAGCGGUUAUCACAUUCCUACUUUGUCUUGUCAUAAACUUAUAUUUGUUCAGCAAAGAUGUCAUUAACUUGUGGUGUCUGAAUUCAUUUCCAGCUGUAUUAACGAGUUAUUUAUUGGGUUUCUUCCUAAAUUUUCUAAUACUUUGUCUAUAUAUUACUUUGAUAACUUUAAAUUUGAAAUCGAAUGCUACUUAUUCCGAAGAGUUUGCAAAAAAUAAUUUGGAUGGUCAUUAAACUACAUUAAAAAUAAAAAAUUA